This is a messenger RNA of Panicum hallii, 1549 nucleotides long. Its product is annotated as putative magnesium transporter MRS2-D. Gene Ontology annotation, molecular function: magnesium ion transmembrane transporter activity. NCBI's taxonomy places the organism in Eukaryota, Viridiplantae, Streptophyta, Magnoliopsida, Poales, Poaceae. Gene Ontology annotation, cellular component: membrane. Gene Ontology annotation, biological process: magnesium ion transport; transmembrane transport. The transcript is spliced from 6 exons. The record is from RefSeq and is a predicted model, not a curated record. Bases 108 to 1346 code for a protein of 412 amino acids.
GCAGCCGCGGACACCAAGACCGCGCGCCAGCCGGACGAGCGCGCGAGCCUUCUCCCCCAUCCGGCAUCCGGCCGCAGCAGCUCCGAGCCGUAUACGCACGUGCAACCAUGGCGUCGACGCGCCGGAGGCACGCGGGGGCGGGGGCGGCGGCGGGGGAGUGGGCGGCGGUGUCCGGCGCGGGCGCGUGGCGCGUCGAGGCGGUCGGCAAGCACCAGCUGAUGCGGCGGACGGGGCUCCCCGCGCGCGACCUCCGCGCGCUGGACCCGGCGCUGUCCUACCCGUCCAGCAUCAUGGGCCGCGACCGCGCCGUCGUCGUCAACCUGGAGCGCGUCCGCGCCGUCAUCACCGCCACCGAGGUGCUCGUCCCGGGGCCGCGGGACCCCACCGUCGCGCCGCUCGUCCGCGAGCUCCGCGCGCGCCUGAUGGCCGCCCCCGCCCCCGCCCCGGCCGCCUCGCCCGCGCCGCCGCCGCAGGAGGACGGGGCGGCGGAUAACGUCGGUGCGUUGCCGCCGACACCUGAAGUGGGCGGCGACGGCAAGGACGGGCAAGCAUUGGGAAGCGACAAGGUCCUGCCAUUCGAGUUCAGGGCGCUCGAGGUGUGCCUCGAGUUCGCGUGCAAGUCACUUGACCAAGAGACUUGCACAUUGGAGGAGGAGGCGUACCCGGCUUUGGACGAGCUGAGCUCCAAUGUCAGCACUCUCAACCUCGAGCGCGUGAGGCAGAUAAAGAGCCGGUUAGUUGCGAUUUCAGGGAGAGUUCAGAAGGUCAGGGAUGAACUCGAACACUUGCUAGACGACGACGUGGACAUGGCCGCCAUGCACUUAUCGGAGAAGCUCGCCUACCAAGCCGUCGACGGCAACUCGAUGAGGCCCGACGCUGACAACGAGCCGAGCGAGUUCGAGGAAGAGAGGGACGGAGAGGUCGAAGAAGAGGGAGGAUCAUCCGAGGGCGGCUAUGGCAACGGGACCUCCGCCACCGUCUUCACGCCCAAGAUCGACGAGCUGGAGAUCCUGCUGGAGGCCUACUUCGUGCAGAUCGACGGCACCCUGAACAAGCUCUCCACUCUGCGCGAGUACGUGGACGACACGGAGGACUACAUCAACAUCAUGCUGGACGACAAGCAGAACCAGCUGCUGCAGAUGGGGAUCAUGCUGUCGACGGGCACGCUGGUGGUCAGCUGCGCCAUCGCGGUCACGGGCGUCUUCGGCAUGAACAUCACCAUCCCGCUCUACACGGCCGCCACCGAGGGCGUCUUCUGGCAGGUCACCGGCGGCAUCGUCGGCGCCACCGCCGCCGUCUACCUCGUCGCGCUGCUCUGCUACAGGAGGAGCGGCAUACUGCAGUGACACCGGAGUGUGGAACGGGCUUGGACGUGCAGAAUGCAAUGAGUGAUAUGGGAUGGUGACUGGUGGGAGCGGAAAGAGGCGCUGCAGUGUUUGAAUAAGCUGCUGUGUUCGCAUCUCUCGUGCUAGAGAAAACUUCUUAUUUAACGUCAGAAGAUAACAUGGUUCCUGUUUUUCAAAAAAAUAACAUGGUUCCUUCCAUGGCC